AUGAAGGUGCUGUUUUGUCUUGCUGUGCUCUGUGCAACAUGGAUUAGUCCAUCCAUUGCGAGGUCCACCAACAAUCGUAUUGUUGGUGGAGAAGACUUUACCAUUGAGCAAGUGCCCUACCAGGCAUCUCUCAUCUACAAUGAUAAUCAUUGGUGUGGUGCAGUGCUACUUCGUCAGAACUUUGCCAUUACUGCUGCCCACUGUUUCGAUGUGCCAGAUUUCAAUAAUUUCCGAGAGGUAUAUCGCAUCCGCGUAGGAUCAACUUACAUUAAUCGUGAGGGAAUUGUUGCUACGCUGAUCGACGUGACGCUUCAUCCGCAAUUCGACGUAGAUACCUACAAUUUUGACGUGGCAGUGAUUCAGAUCUGUGACUGUUUCACCUGGACAGAACGUAUCCAACCAAUCGCACUUCCGGCCGCCAAUCAGCACACACCCGAGGGUAGCCUUGGGCUUGUUACUGGUUGGGGAAGACUUUGGUACCAAGGCCCCAUUCCAGAUAUUUUGCAAGGAGCUGAAAUGCCAAUUCUCAAUCGAGAUCGUUGCCUGGAGACAUACGCUCAAAUCAAUCCCAUCACAGAUUCAAUGUUCUGUGCUGGAUCCUUCUACGGUGGUCUUGAUUCCUGCCAUGGAGAUUCUGGUGGCCCAAUGGUCUUUAAUGGAGAAGUGAUUGGAUUGGUGUCGUGGGGCAUUGCAUGUGCUCAAGUAGACUUCCCUGGAGUCUACACGAACAUCAGUUUCCUAAGACCCUGGAUCGACCAACAACUACCUUAA
This is a messenger RNA of Phlebotomus papatasi, 771 nucleotides long. RefSeq names its product vitellin-degrading protease-like. Gene Ontology annotation, biological process: proteolysis. The transcript is spliced from 2 exons. The coding region runs from base 1 to 771 and encodes 256 amino acids. Gene Ontology annotation, molecular function: serine-type endopeptidase activity. The record is from RefSeq and is a predicted model, not a curated record. NCBI's taxonomy places the organism in Eukaryota, Metazoa, Arthropoda, Insecta, Diptera, Psychodidae.